AUGACUGUCAUCAUCGCGUCCCUUUUUCUCCCCUACACCGUCAACUUCCACGUCGGAAGGGCACGUAACCGGACGACCCAAGAUACCGCUCAGAAGGCUAAUGCGGUGACCGAGACCGCCCCUCCGGUCCCCAAUGUCACGGCCAGUCUGUUCGAGAAGAGCAAUCCGCAAGUCCAACCAGGCCUCACCCCUGGUGCAACUACAGACCAUGAGCGCAUUUUCACGGGGAGCGCACCCCGAUCCGAGCUGGACCAACCGGGAUUUCCAUUUCCAUCGGCGGAGGAUGCUGUGAACCAACUUCUCACAGAAAGUGAAGGCCACUCCCCGGCAUGGGGCGCGACCACCUCCCUCAACCAACCCAAACCACAAAUGACCGUGUCAAUGUCACCUUCCAUCCUCAAGCACGAAGACCCCGUUCCCCCGCCCAAAGAUGCGUCCCCCGCGAAGACCCCCGACAAGGAGAUAGUUGCACCAUACCUUGGUAUCAAAAAGCCCGACCCUCUCAGUCGCAAAGUGUCAUUCUCUCGAGCUGAAUGGUCCAUCGAGACCGCAGAGCAAGGCAAUGGCGGCUUGCGAAAUGCCGUCCGCUCGUCCAAGGAUGCGGGGUACUUGGAAGAUAUGGUGUGGGUGGGAACAAUGGGCAUGCCAACGGAUGCGCUGGCUCAGCAAACGCGCAUGGAAAUUGCGGAGCGACUGGAAGACGAGUAUGACUCGCUGACGGUGUUUGUCAACGAUGGUGACUUCGAUGGUCACUAUACGCACUUCUGCAAGACCAUCCUCUGGCCCGUCUUCCACUAUCAGAUCCCGGACAACCCCAAGAGCAAAGCCUACGAGGAUCACUCGUGGAUUUACUACGUGAAGCUCAACCAAGCCUUUGCAGAGCGCAUCGCUAAGCAUUGGAAGCGGGGCGAUGCGAUUUGGGUUCAGGAUUAUCAUUUGCUGCUGGUCCCGGCCAUGCUCCGCAAGAUGCUGCCGGAUGCACAGAUUGGCUUCUUUUUACACAUUGCUUUCCCUUCUUCGGAAGUUUUCAAGUGUCUGGCUCCUCGUAAAGAGCUUCUGGAGGGUAUACUUGGAGCUAAUCUGAUCGGUUUCCAAACCUCUGAGUACUGUCGACACUUCUUGCAAACUUGCAGUCGCAUUCUCUGUGUGGAGGCUACCCCCGAAGGGAUCCAGAUGGAGGACCGCUUUAUCAAUGUGGGAACGUUCCCAAUCGGCAUUGACCCGACGUCUUGGGACAAGCGCCGGAAGGCUUCAGAUGUGGAACGAUGGGUCGAUACCAUCUCUGAGCGGUAUAUGGGCAAGCGAUUGAUUGUCUCGCGCGACAAGAUCGACUCGGUGCGGGGUAUCCGCCAAAAGCUUUUGAGUUAUGAGCUGUUUCUCAACACAUACCCCGACUGGGCGGACAAGGUGGUCUUGAUCCAGGUCGCGACUAGCACUACGGAGCAGCCCGAGUUGGAGGCAACUAUCUCCGAUAUUGCCAUGCGUAUCAACUCGACCCAUUCAACUCUCGCUCAUCAGCCUCUGGUUUUCCUCAAGCAGGAUCUGGCAUUCCCGCAAUAUCUCGCUCUCAUCACGGUGGCGGAUGCUUUGAUGAUCACCAGUCUUCGCGAAGGGAUGAACCUGACCAGCCAUGAGUUUGUGUACUGCCAGGACGGUAGCUACGGGAUCAAGAUGUACGGAUCCCUCAUUCUGAGCGAAUUCACUGGUAGUGCGUCUGUUUUCGGAGACCAUGCGCUUCUCGUCAAUCCCUGGGACUAUCGCCAGUGCGCCAAAGCGAUACUCACGGCUUUGACACGAGAUGAGAAGGAACGGAAGGAAGUUUGGGAGGCGAUGCAUCGCGCAGUCCUUCAAAACUCAACUGGCAACUGGGUCAAAUCCUUUAACGAGACUCUGACCCGUGUGUGGAAUGAGCAGUCAUCGCGGGAGAUCAUGGCUGUACCCCGACUUUCUGUGCCUCGACUUGUCGAACAGUAUCGACAAUCGAAGCGCAGAGUCAUGAUAGUGGACUACGAGGGCACUCUUGCUUCGUGGGGAUCUCCGCGCAGCAUAAUCCUAACCACCCCCCAGCGCGCAAUCACGACUCUCACGGAACUAACCGACGACCCUAACAACACCGUCUACGUGAUGAGCUCGCGCAUGCCAGAGGAGAUGGAACGUCUAUUCCGCCGAGUCAACAAUCUGGGCCUCAUUGCCGAAAAUGGGUGUUUCGUUCGUGAUCCCCAGUCAGACGAAUGGACUCACCUCGCCGAUAAAGCACACGUAGAAAACUGGAAGGUAUCCGUCUCUCACAUCCUGGCCUACUUCAAGGAACGUUGCGACGGAAGUUGGAUUGAAGAGCGUCACUGCUCGCUUGUCUUCCACUACGGAUCAGCCGAGGACCGACCUAGCGCCGGCCGACUCGCUGCUGAGUGUGCAGACCAUAUCAAUGACUCCUGCGCCAGUCAGGGUAUCCACGCCAUCCCCAUCGAGGGCGCCCUAGUCGUUGAAACAGCCAAUACCAACAAGGCAUCGGCAGCAGAGCUAGUCUGGCGGUGGUGCUUGGAAAAGCAAGGCAAUGAAAAGGGCAUUUCCAAGCCGGACUUUUUACUGAUCAUUGGGGACAACCGUGAAGACGAGCCAGUGUUCCGCUGGGCGAACAAACUACAGAAAGCAAAGGGAAUCGACUACGCGAUGACAGUUACUUUGGGAUCGCGUAGCACCGAGGCAAAAGCUACAUUGACGCAAGGAGUGACAGGUGUUUUGUCUUGCCUGCAGCAGCUCGCUGCCCGGUCGGAGACAACCACUCUGCCGGUGCGGUAA
Molecule: messenger RNA, 2799 nt
Organism: Penicillium cinerascens
Lineage: Eukaryota; Fungi; Ascomycota; Eurotiomycetes; Eurotiales; Aspergillaceae
Product: putative alpha,alpha-trehalose phosphate synthase subunit TPS3
Exons: 3
Coding region: 1-2799 (932 amino acids)
Biological process (GO): trehalose biosynthetic process
Cellular component (GO): cytosol; alpha,alpha-trehalose-phosphate synthase complex (UDP-forming)
Molecular function (GO): catalytic activity
Source: RefSeq, a predicted model, not a curated record